AUGAAGGCCGAAAAAGACAGGCGCACUGGCAUAGGCACCAAGGGAAAUUGGGUGGCUCAUCUGUUUCUCGCGUUUGCCUUAUGGAAAGCGCUUCUCCUCUCUCUCGCAGUCCUCUGCCCCGGACCUGGCUAUGAUACUUCGGCGCGCAUUCUUUUGGGGGAAACGGUGCAUCCUCCCGACCAGGCAUUGUCCCAGUCGCUUCUUGAUCGUGUAACACGCGCUCACUUGCGAUGGGACGCCUUCUAUUUUGCGGGUGCUGCCCAGCGGGGUUACGUUUACGAACAAGAAUGGGCGUUUAGUCGGCCGUAUUCCUUCCUCAUGGCAGCCGUAAAAGAUCUUCUAUGGGGGCGGGGCGAAACUCCGCUGAAGCUCUAUGUUUGGGCAGGUAUACUGAUCUCCAACCUGUUCCAUCUCAUCUCUGUGAUGGUCCUGUUUCGUCUUGCUCAUGCGAUUUCAAGACCUCACAAUAAUCGAGAGAUUGCUUUCAUUUCAUCUGCCCUGCACAUCAUCUCGCCUGCGGGUUUUUUCCUAUCUGCUCCUUAUGCCGAGUCACUGUUUUCCACCCUCAAUUUCGCCGGAAUGCUCUUCUAUGUCCGUGCCAGACAGACGGAAAAGACACUUGGAGCCUGGACCAUCUCACAAGAUGCCUACAUGGCGGCGUCGGGCAUAGCCUUUGGACUUGCUACGCUGUUCCGAAGCAAUGGCUUGCUGAGUUGCAUCAUCUUUCUGUACGAUGUCGUACAGCUUUCUCGUCAAAUAUUCGCCAUGAAACUGAGUAUACAUGAUGCUCGUCGAAUUCUCUCCACCUGCGUUGCCGGAGCUCUUCCUGUGUCGGCUUUCAUCGCUCCACAAGCUUUCGCAUACAAGCAAUUCUGCAUGGAUCAUCAACCCAGCAGACCGUGGUGCGAGGAGCUGAUUCCGAGUAUAUACACAUGGGUACAGGAUUACUACUGGAAUGUCGGGUUUCUUCGGUACUGGACUGUCUCCAAUAUUCCACUAUUUCUCAUCGCUGCACCCAUGCUUUGGUUGCUCUCCUGUACCGCUAUCACGGUGCUGCAAGGUCCACUAGUGACUCUGAUGUCUAGAACCAAUAAGGAGCCCCCGAUUCAGCUCGCUGACGGUGCGGGUAGGAUCUGCGACUUUCGACACCUGGCCAUUCCACAAUUGGCCCUUGUUGUGGCCGCUGCAACCAGUUUCCACGUUCAGAUCAUCAACCGACUAUCCUCUGGUUAUCCAAUCUGGUACAUUGUUGUUGCCCAUUGGAUUGCACACCAGGCAACAUCCCCUGCGGGACGACAACACAGCCUAUAUUCCCAGUUCGCAUUACGAGGCGCAGUCAUGUACGCAAUCAUCCAAGGGAUGUUGUUUGCCAGCUUCCUUCCUCCAGCCUGA
Westerdykella ornata is the source of this 1392-nucleotide messenger RNA. Its product is annotated as GPI mannosyltransferas-like protein 2. Gene Ontology annotation, biological process: GPI anchor biosynthetic process. Gene Ontology annotation, molecular function: alpha-1,6-mannosyltransferase activity; GPI mannosyltransferase activity. NCBI's taxonomy places the organism in Eukaryota, Fungi, Ascomycota, Dothideomycetes, Pleosporales, Sporormiaceae. Gene Ontology annotation, cellular component: mannosyltransferase complex; endoplasmic reticulum membrane. The transcript has 3 exons. The record is from RefSeq and is a predicted model, not a curated record. The coding region runs from base 1 to 1392 and encodes 463 amino acids.